This is a messenger RNA of Peronospora matthiolae, 348 nucleotides long. NCBI's taxonomy places the organism in Eukaryota, Oomycota, Peronosporomycetes, Peronosporales, Peronosporaceae. The record is from the annotation of a GenBank genome assembly.
AUGUUUGAUGGUGAAGAUGACCAAAGCUUUCACGCUACGCGUGACGGCUACUCCCAUUUGAGCGAUGUUGAAUGGGAUGCGGUUGAACGAAUGGGUUCAGCCAUGGGCAUCCAUGCUGUUAGCGUCAUGCUAGAGGCUCUCAAUAGAGAUGCCCAACAUGCUACUAUCGCCAAGUUCAUUCGAAAUGAACUUGACGCUGAACGCGAGAAAGUAGCCUUGCUUCACCAACAAGGUUCCCAACAAGCAGAGUUGUUGAGAGAACAGGGUGCUCAACAGUUUGAACUGUUGAGACAGCAGCAGGCUGCUGCUGGUGGGUCGAUGCACUCGCGUCUACCCGAGACUUUAUAG